Messenger RNA from Hyaloscypha bicolor E, 216 nucleotides. RefSeq lists its product as uncharacterized. Lineage: Eukaryota; Fungi; Ascomycota; Leotiomycetes; Helotiales; Hyaloscyphaceae. The record is from RefSeq and is a predicted model, not a curated record. The annotation marks the transcript as partial. The transcript has a single exon.
CCUCCCAAAGCCGGAAAGAAGGCUGCCCCAGCCCCAUUCCCCCAGUCGAAAGCUGGUGCGGGAUCAAAGAAGGCCCCAAAGGUACGUUCAUCUACUCCAUCCUUUUACAAAUUUGCCAAUGCUGAUGUGAUUAGAACCCUCUCAUCGAGAAGAAGACCCGUAACUUCGGCAUCGGCCAAGACAUCCAACCCCGACGAAACCUCUCGCGCAUGGUGA